Molecule: messenger RNA, 684 nt
Organism: Centropristis striata (black sea bass)
Lineage: Eukaryota; Metazoa; Chordata; Actinopteri; Perciformes; Serranidae
Gene: pgpep1l
Product: pyroglutamyl-peptidase I like
Exons: 5
Coding region: 33-668 (211 amino acids)
Biological process (GO): proteolysis
Cellular component (GO): cytosol
Molecular function (GO): pyroglutamyl-peptidase activity
Source: RefSeq, a predicted model, not a curated record
AGACUUGUUGUUUUCAGUGGUAUGAAGUGCGUAUGAGUAACAACUACCCGUCCUUAUUAAUUGUCUUCGUAAUGAAUGGAGGCGAAAUCGUGGUGGUUACAGGCUUUGGACCUUUUCGACAGUUCCUAGUGAACCCCAGCUGGACAGCAGCCCAGGGCUUGAAGUUGUGUGGAUUGGGAGAGCAGACUGAUGUUUUCAUCAAGGAGUUGCCAGUGAGUUAUGUUAAAACUCAGCAAGUCAUUGCUGAGAUUUGGCAAACUCUUCACCCAAAGUUUGCUGUACAUCUGGGUGUAGCCAGAGGUUCCAGUGUCAUCAUAUUGGAGCAAACAGGGAAGAACUGUGGAUACAGAGACAAAGACGUGUGCGGUUUCUGUCCCGACAGUCACUGCUGUGUGGAAGGAGGACCGGAGAAACUGGACUCAGUCGUAAACAUGAAGGCUGUCGCCAAAGAGUUCAAACAGGCAGAUGUCAUUUAUUCAAGAGAUGCUGGCAGGUAUCUGUGUGAUUUUGCGUAUUACUGCUCACUGUAUCACGGUCAGAGGAGAGCAGCCCUUAUCCAUGUACCCUCAUCUGGCAGCCUGGCCUUAGCUGACAGACUGGUCCUUCUGCUGCAGACCCUCAUCUGCACCAUGCUGGAUCAGCUGGACGACCCUUCAGAAACCGUGUGAAUGAAUGACAGCGCGC